GUAUGGGUAUGACACUACUCUACAAACCUGAUAAUGCUCUACUGAUACAGAACUGUACAGACAGGAAAUGUCUUUCAGUUCUGAUCCAUUACCGAUUGGAUAUACUUGAGCACAUCACGGCGUACUGGCUGUGUGUGAUUAUGAGAAAAGUGAUAUAACGUUCAUCCUGUACCUGGAAUAAUAACUUGGACAUUACUGCGAACUACACAUUAUCGGUCCCCUGCGCUGAUCCGACUUUACGUCAGGAAACAAACACUCAUUAUACGUAAGUGCUGACGCUCCGCUUUCCAUUAGACACAAACGCAAACGGACUCCCGAAUCAUGUCAAGAGAUCAGUAACUAAACUCUACCCAGUUUUAUAUUAUCAUAUAAAUGAUGAUGUUAUGAAUUCAUUUGAUUCGGUUUGACAUAUUCAGAGCAGGCGCGGGGACCGUGCACGCGCCGGAACGCCAUGAGCUCGAGACUACGACGCGCGUGUCAGCGCGCGCUGCAGCAGCACUGCAGUGGCUUCUGGUUGCAUGGUUCCGCGUCCCCUUCUCAGUCCGGACAGUAGCGCCGGCUUCACGGCCGUAAACUGAGAUGAGUCACGAAUGAGACCUGCAAGAUGUCUUUCAAGAAGGAAACCCCACUGGCCAACGCAGUGUUCUGGGCGGCGAGGAAGGGGAACCUGGCAUUGCUGCAGCUCCUGCUGAACAGUGGGCGGGUGGACGCCGACUGCAAAGACAGUGUAGGGACGCCGCCCCCGAGAGAUACUCCUGAGACAUAAGAGGGCGCGUUAUGGCACCACUGCUCUGAUGGUUGCCUCCUACAGUGGCCACUACGACUGUGCGAAAGAGCUGAUCAUGCAAGGGGCUGAUAUCAACUUACAAAGAGAGUCGGGCGCCACGGCUCUGUUCUUGGCCUCGCAGCAGGGCCACAACGACAUUGUGAAGCUUCUCUUUGAGUUUGGGGCCUCCACCGAAUUCAAAACCAAGGAUGGCGGCACAGCACUGUCAGCUGCAUGCCAACACGGGCGAUCCAGUGUGGUGGAGACACUGCUGAGGAACGGCGCUGGCAUGCACGACCAGCUGAAUGAUGGAGCCACACCCCUUUUCCUCGCUGCCCAGGAAGGUCACUUGACGGUCAUACGCCAGCUGCUGUCCUCGGGGGCCAAAGUGAACCACCCGCGAGAGGAUGGUACAACCCCACUCUGGAUGGCUGCCCAGAUGGGGCACAGCGAGGUAGUGAAGGUGCUUCUCCUGCGGGGGGCAGAACGUGAUGCAGAUCGAAAAGACGGCUCCACGGCCCUGUUCAAAGCAGCCUUUAAAGGACACAAUAGCGUGGUUGAGGAGCUCCUCAAGUUCUCUCCUUCGCUCGGCCUGCUCAAGAACGGGUCGACGGCGCUCCAUGCCGCAGUCAUGGCUGGAAACUUGCGGGCCGUGGUGCUUCUCCUGCGCGCCAAUGCCGACCCCACUUUACCAAACAUGAACAAGGAGCUGCCAGCAGACCUGACGAAAAAUGAGCGCAUCCUGAGAUUACUGCGAACUCGGAUGGUUGAUGGGGGUUGUUGAUGAUCGCCCCCCCCCCACCCGAAUGAUGCAGGAAACAUGGAAGAAGAAGGACAAACCUCAGCCAUACGUCAUGGUGCUUGCUUUCUGUUGCGGCUUGGGAAGCCAAGGAUAUUAAUCACAAUAUAUGCAAAAAGAGGGUAUAUUUCAUUUAUAGCACAGAGCUCUUUGCGGCUACAAUAAUGUCCUUAAUCUUGCUACUUCCAUGUGUAUCUUCUAACCUUUUUUUUUCUUUUAAUAUUCUUAAUUUGUUUUCUUAAUAAUUGUUUUCUUCUGGUGCUUUGUAUUUGUAAAUAUUUUGCAAAAUCUCAUUUCUGCAUUUAUAAUAAAUGUGAAACUACA
Molecule: messenger RNA, 1889 nt
Organism: Brienomyrus brachyistius
Lineage: Eukaryota; Metazoa; Chordata; Actinopteri; Osteoglossiformes; Mormyridae
Gene: ankrd29
Product: ankyrin repeat domain 29
Exons: 11
Coding region: 795-1550 (251 amino acids)
Biological process (GO): regulation of barbed-end actin filament capping
Cellular component (GO): nucleus; cytoplasm
Molecular function (GO): protein binding
Source: RefSeq, a predicted model, not a curated record